GAUGUUUUGCGAUUGAUACUAUAGAUUUCAGAUUUAGAAAAGAUAUACAGAAAUUUAUUUUACAUGAUCUAAGAUUCACUCAUAAUAGCAAUAUAUUUUUCCUUGUAUGGAUUAAAUAAAAAAAGAGAAGAAAAAAAAGAGCUCCACACAUUGAACUUCCGGUUUACCAGACAAAGACACUUUUCCUGAGAUUUUCGUUUAUAGCUAUGGUUUUCAGGGAGAAGUAAAGAAAAUGGCAGAGAACUCUGAAGUUAUUAUUAUCCAGUUGUCCAAUCCUGGUGAAUCAUUCCCUGAAGAUCUCGACAAUAUCGUCAUGUCCACAGCUGAUGGUGCAAAUGUUGCUAUGCCAGAGGGAACUUCUAACCAAGGAAUUGCUAUUCCAAUAGGAAAUGCGGACCAGUUUACUGUUCGAAACACAAGCGAGGAAAUUGACAUGCCAAUAGGAAAUAAGGACCAGAUUACCAUGGAAAACUCUAUUGAAGAAAUAGCUGCGCCGGUUCAAAGUAAUGGGCAGGAACUGACACUCAAACCUGAAGUCCAAACGAUGUCAGAAACAUAUUUCUGUGAUGUGAAUACCCCUUUUCCUGGUGAGAAACAGGAGGAUCCUUCUGCGGAUCAAAAAAGUAUUGCAGAAACACCCCAGGAAGAUGCAACAGUGACCACAGAGGAAGACACAUCAAAUGUGAUUGGGAUAACACAUGCUGAUGGUGUUCUCAGUGUAGAUAUUCCUUUAUCAGAUGUCAUGGCCGAUCCGUCGAUAACACAAACAACAUCUGUUGUGGUCAACACAGAGGACACAAUUCCUACUUACACCGAUACACAUGAAAUGAGUAUUGCAUCCACUGCUUUGACAGAAACCCAGGUCACUCUAUCCAAACCUCAGCCAAGAAUUAUCCUAAAGACAAACACACAGGUGUCGCCGAGCUCGUCACCUUCCACAUCACCUGUUAAAAAGGUAGUCAUCCCAGCAGGAAUAUGUGUAAAGUCAUACUUAGAUGACCAGGUAGCGUACAAGAUUACCACAAGUGAUGUCACUGAAGCCAUUUCUGCAGUGAGAACUACUUCUUCACAAGUCAGCACAACAAAAUUAGCUCCCAAGUCUACCACAGCAAAGUCCAGACAAACUCAUCAACUGGUAGUCACCUCUAUGGGUCUUGUAAGAAAGGCACUUAUAUCAGACUGCCCACCAUCAGAGUCCACAACAUCUAUUCAAAAAUUCUCUACAUCACCAGUUGGAGUCACCACAACAACCCAGCCUACCCCAACAGAAAACACCCUACAGACCUUUACUCUCACCGACACUCACCCGUCCCCUGCUCCCUUGAUCCCAGAGAAUGAGAUGGUCCAGAGCUCCCAUGUGGAGCAGCUACAUGGGGAGUCUUUAAGUGGAAUUGGUAUGAGUGAAUCGGGGAAACAAGAGGAGAAUAUGUCAUCAGAAAACAUGGAAGUUGGCAGCUACAUGACAAUAGAUCCUAUAAAGAAGAUCAAGGAAGAAAUGAAGGAUGAGGAAGACAUGGCCUCCCCAGUGAGAAAGAGCUAUAGAGCCCCAAAGAGGAAGGUUGUGAAGGACUACGAGGAAAUCGGUGUUACUCCUGAAGACGAGUCACAACCAGCUAAAAAACGAGCAAAGACUGUUACUGUCACAUCACCAAGAAAACCAGCUAAAGGAAAACCGGGAAGAAAACCAGGCCCUAAACCCAAAAGUAAGCUGACUGUGGAGGAAGUUUACAAGAGCGAAGACGACGGGGAGGAGGAGGAGGAUAUUGAUAACGACUUUUUAAAAGUUUGCAUGAUCAAGUGUGACAAAUGUGACAAACAUUUCUUAGACAAGAAAAAAUUAGCACUUCACAAAAAUCAGGUACAUAAAACUAAGAGGGGUCCGAGAACCUCGGGCAAGGAGCACAUUUGUGAUGUCUGUGGUUAUGUGUUUAAACGACGUGAACACUGGCGAAGGCAUAAAGAGGUUCACCAGAAAUCAAGACCCCACACUUGUGAAGUGUGUAACAAGACAUUCAAGCGAGCUGAACAUGUCAAGCGGCAUCAGAGUGUUCACUUCACAAAUAAGCCUUUCCCAUGCUUAGAGUGUUCUAGUGCAUUUACUAGGCCAGAUCAUCUUGCCAAACACAUGCUCCUUCAUAAUGAUCCAGAAGGCUACCGACAAAGGCGACUCGCAAAGAAAAAGAAAGGGAAUGCAGGACGGGGACGACCAAGAGGUAAAGGUUCCAAAAUGAUCAAGACAAUGCCAAGAGGUCGGGGGAAGGUCACUGUAGAACUGAGGGAAAAGGUCAAACCCAGGAGAGAGGAGGAGGAUUUUGAGUAUGGCGAUGUUCCAGAUGAUGAGUAUGACGAUUUGGAAACAGAUGAGGGGGAUCUGCUGUCCACGGAUGAGGAAGAAAGAGGAGGGUACGAUGAUGAUCCGAAACCUACCAGUCUGGAAAAGGUGUACUGAAAAAGGCAGCCUCGUUCAACCAGAGGCAGGAAAAUUUAAAAACCAUGCUUAGAAUCAAGUGUAUCAGUGUUUCUUCAAAACAAUGUAGAUUAUAGAAUCAUGAUACUUGGAAAGAUGAGAAUCUUAUCAGCUCCAAACUUCAGUCAAACUGUUAACAUCAGUCAUGCUUUAGGUGAUUGGAUCCAUAUAUAUUUGCAUUUCAGUGCAGGUUGUUGUCUAAUUUGCAAAAUUUGAUUCAAGAAACCAUUGGAAAUGAUUGUGAAUAGUAUAAUGUACCAAAGAAACAAUAAAAUCAUGGAAAUGCUGAUAUGACAAAAUUAUCACAAUAAACUUCUCAAUUGUAAUACUGUGUAUAUUUUAUCAUGGAUUUCAUUUUGUUAGAAUUUUACAAAAUGUUCCAAACAGAACAAUUUAAUGAAUUUUUUUUAUGUAAAAAGCAAUUUAAUAAAAUUGUUUACAGAAA
Messenger RNA from Ostrea edulis (European flat oyster), 2912 nucleotides. RefSeq names its product zinc finger E-box-binding homeobox 1-like. The transcript has 2 exons. Gene Ontology annotation, biological process: regulation of transcription by RNA polymerase II. Gene Ontology annotation, molecular function: DNA-binding transcription factor activity; RNA polymerase II cis-regulatory region sequence-specific DNA binding. Bases 233 to 2449 code for a protein of 738 amino acids. The record is from RefSeq and is a predicted model, not a curated record. Lineage: Eukaryota; Metazoa; Mollusca; Bivalvia; Ostreida; Ostreidae.